Messenger RNA from Periophthalmus magnuspinnatus, 1149 nucleotides. It is a transcript of the gene ino80e, whose product is annotated as INO80 complex subunit E. The coding region runs from base 33 to 758 and encodes 241 amino acids. The transcript is spliced from 8 exons. The record is from RefSeq and is a predicted model, not a curated record. Gene Ontology annotation, biological process: chromatin remodeling. NCBI's taxonomy places the organism in Eukaryota, Metazoa, Chordata, Actinopteri, Gobiiformes, Gobiidae. Gene Ontology annotation, cellular component: nucleus; Ino80 complex.
ACAAAAUCUACGUCAUCAUGUAAACAGGAAACAUGUCGCACAGACAGACUGAGACCAGAGAAAUGAAUGGUCAGGCGGACGUCGAGGUCGAUUACAAGCGAAAGUAUAAGAAUCUUAAAAGAAAAUUAAAGUUUCUUGUUUAUGAACAAGAAUGCUUUCAAGAGGAGUUAAGAAGAGCACAGAGAAAACUACUGAAGGUUUCCAGAGACAAAAGUUUCUUAUUAGACAGAUUACUACAAUAUGAGCGAGUGGACGAAGACUCCUCUGAUUCAGAGGCCACAGUUUCUUCGGAAAACAGUGAAGGGGAGGCACCUAUUCGAGAGAGAGAAAGAGAAAUUGCAAAAAAACGCAGAAGUAGUCCUGGUACAUGUCUUCCUUCCUCAUCCUCUCACCUUUCCCUCCUCUCACGGUCAAGUAUGAAUCCUCUGCAGUCUUCAGGCUCUGGGUCCUACCUCAACACUAUGCCAUUUCCACCAGAGUAUUUGGCUCCUCCGUCUGAACGAGUGAAGAAAGAGAGAAAAACAAAAACGGCAAAAGUCAAGAAGGAAACCACUGGAAAGGUUGUCGCUCCUAAUUACUCCUCCGCCCCCGCGUCUUCGCCUGCCGCCAGCGCCCCCUUCAGUUGGGUCCCGCGGCAGAUGCUCAGCGGAGACGGAGCAGAAGAAGACGGGGACAGUGACGCAGACAGUGACAGGGUGGACGAUGACCGCGGGGAGGCAGACGAGGCAGAACUAGUCAUAGAUAUCCCAAAUGAGUGAGGUAUUUAUACAAAACUGAAGGGCCCGACAAACUGGACUGUUCUGACCCUCCUGCUGCUUUUAAAAGGAGAGACAAACUCCCCCUGGUGGACAUUGGUGAAGCUACAGUCUCUGCAAAGACAUUUCACAAAUCAUUUUUAAACAUUGGCUCAUUAUGGAAUUAUUACAUGCAUUUAUUUUAUUUUUCACACAACAAUAAUCCCAGACUAUAAUCCCAAACUGCUGGUAACAGUUUAACAUAAUGUGAAAACGUUUCUAGACAGUAUUUUAGUUAUAAAUCAGUGAUGCACAACUUUAAAUUCUCAACAUGUUGUUACUCAUUACAAAAUCCAUCUGUUUAUAUGUUUUUUAAUUCAAAAUGAAAAUAAUGUUUGAAUCGAAAUAAAUCCUC